This is a messenger RNA of Pseudoliparis swirei, 2538 nucleotides long. RefSeq names its product coiled-coil domain-containing protein 180-like. NCBI's taxonomy places the organism in Eukaryota, Metazoa, Chordata, Actinopteri, Perciformes, Liparidae. The transcript has 20 exons. The record is from RefSeq and is a predicted model, not a curated record. Bases 1 to 2538 code for a protein of 845 amino acids.
AUGUGUGAGAGCAGAGCGGUUGAGAGCGGGAAGGUGCACCGGAAGCUGUUUGAUGCUCAGGUGUGUGAGAUUCAGGUCAGGACCAUCAGUCUGGAGCUGCUGUCCUCUCUGCAGGAUGUGGACCUCAGGUUGAACACCUUGAGGGACAGAGUGGAUCACCUGGAUCUCGUCAGUGUUCAGGAGGUGGAGGAGGAGGUGAAGCUGAAAAAGACUAGAAUAAUGGAACUGAAGCUUAAACUGACGGACUCUGAGACUCAACGAACCAACGAGAUCAGAAUUGUGCUCAGGAAGUACCUCCUCCUGCUGGAGAACAUCGGCUUCCUGCCUUCACCUGACGUCUGCAGACUGAUCCACACCGAGGCCACGAUGCUGAACCAUUCUCUCCUGGCGAACCGUCGCAGCACCGCCCGCCUGCUGCUGCUCCUCCAGGAGGAGAACCUGCAGCAGGAGGCGCUCCUCCGGCUGCACCUUGAGGACCGCCUGAGCCGCUGGAGAAGGAGCCGGGUCACGGAGGUCAUAGACCGCUUCAGGAAUCUCUGCAGCGGCGGCGAGCAGCCGCAGCUGGUCUCAGGUCAGCUGGUUCAGGAGAAAGGACUUCUGACUGAACAACGUGAUGACAUCAUCUCUCAGAUCUGCUCGCUGGUCCCGCCCUCCUGCUCCACUGCUCUGGCCUGUGAUUGGUUCAACCAGCUGACAGCCGUCAACCAACAGAUCGAUACUCUGCAUGGGCUGCUCCUCCAUCAGCUGCGAUGUGCUUAUGAAUUCACCUGGGCGGACCGGCUCCUUCAGGUGAAGCUCUGUGAGGAGGAGCUCUCCUCUCUCCAGCUCUCAGAGGAGCAGAUGAACGACGUCGUCGGCUCUCAGCUCCUCGCUGUGAUUGGAAAAAGCCAGAGUCAGGACGAAGAGCGAUUGGCUGCUUUAGACCGGUACUGUGACUCUGUGGCCCAUCAGGCCGUCAGUCUCAGCAGGUGUGUGUUCGUUGUGAUGCGAGGAGCAGCGUUGCUAUGGGAGACGCACAGCCAGAUGUUAGAAAGGAGGCGAGAACAAGUGCAGCAACACCUGGACCAACUCACACACUCACAGCAGCAACACACACAGAGCCAGAAGGUGCACCUGGACAACCUGCUGUGUGCACUGCGUCAGGAGAGCAGUGAGGAGGCUCUGAAGACGACUCUGGACACCACGGAGAGCUACCUGCAGGAGCUGAAACACAGCUGCAGAGGUGUCUCUGAUCAGUGGGAGGUGUUGGCUCAUCUCCCUUCUCUCCUCCUGGAGGAUCUCCUCUCCUACAGCAAGAGCCUCAGCUCCUUUUACCACCUCAACCACACCUACACACUGACUCCAGAAGAACUGCAGAACCUCCACCCAGCCUCCACCCAGCCGGAACACAGUGAGGCAGCGGAGGUACAGACACCAGAGAAGAUGAUUGAGGAGAAAGAGUCAGACUCCGCCCAGCCCUCUCACGAUUGGCUGACCGAGGCAGAAUCCUGUCUGCUGGAUCUCAGCGACAUCAGCGGUGAUGUCACGUUCAAAUCAUCCAGGGGUGUGGCCUAUAGUGGCCCCGCCUUCCGAUGCCCCGCCCCCAACCUGGUGGACGACCUGCAGCUGGAAGAACAACUGAGCCUGUUUAAUGGGGAGCUGCUCACACACACACUGGGCAGGAUGAGAACCUUGUUCUUCGAUCACCUGGAGCAACAUUUCCAUGACGUCCUCAGCUCGGCCGUCGCUAUGGUGACGGCCAGGAAGGAAGCGGCUAGUUCGGAGCAAGAACUUCACUUGAAGGAGUUGAACCCCCAAAACAUCCAGACCCACAUAUACCAGCCACGCCUGGCUGAGCUUCAGCUCCACAGACAGCAGGUGGAUGCUCACCUUGAGGAGGUCUCUGGCGCGUUGACCUCCUGCCGGGUGGAGCUGCAGCAGCUGCAGAGCUCCCUGAGCAGCCGGCAGCAGGAGGUCAGCCGGCGUCUGUCCCACAUGGAGGACGACGUCCUGGCAGCCGGCAGCAGUCCACGGCUGCAGGCGGUGAGCUCCACCCUGCAGGACUGUCUGGAUCAGCAUAUCAAACACACCCAGCGCUGUCAGACCACCUUCAGACGGACAGUUCACGACAGACUGGAGCAGGUUCGGUGCAGAAGAAGCCGGCUCCUCAACUCCUUCAGGUUGUUUAGUGAAGGAGGUGGCUUUGCUCCUCAGGAGGUGAAGUUGUUUCAGGCGAGGCUGAAGGAGGAAACCAAACGGAUCAUUUUGACGGAGGACUCCAUUUACUCUGAGUUGGAGGGGUUUGAAUCCAAGAGCUUGAAGCAGGUUGGAGCUUUGACCUCUGUCUCUUCAUGUCGGUCACUGGCUCAGUUUAUACUUCAUCUGGAGCUUUGCUUCCUCCUCCAGCUGAAGGAGGCGUCGGCUCCUUUAGAGGAGAAACUCUACCUCCUCAGAUCUGAGGUGGAGUUCAUGGAGAAGAUCAAGAAAAUAUGGAGCAGCACACAAGUUCACAUCAAGGCUGAGGCACCUUCUGUCUGUCUGUCUGACUCUCUUUACUGA